UUUGGAUUUGAUUCAUUCAUCCAAUGCCCAUGGCACACAUGGCGGCAUGGCCGGAUCCAGGGCAAGCGUCAAGGCUGACAAAUAGUCCCACACUCAUGGCACAACACCUAGGCACACACCAGUAUGCACACGCACAGCCCCUCCCCCCACUCCCCCAUUCUCUACAGCUAAUACACAAAGGCAACACCACUAACACGAGGUGUGGAAAACUGAUCCAGGCAUCGCAUCAUGGACGCGAUGCCUGGCCUGCCUCUCCCUCUUAUCAUGUCUGUCACUCCUCAAGUACAUAAGUCAGUGGGUGUGCCUGUGUGUCCUGUGCGGCCGUGCGUCUGCCUUUGCCUUGCGUGUCUUGGUGUCCUCCGUGUAGGCCGUAUCGACGGCGAAGAAAGCGAAAGGGUCCAGGAAGGCAGCUGUCAUGUCGGCCUCUGGGUCAGGCUGCACACACCCAUGCAAGAUGAUGAAUGACGUGUCUUUGUUGUGUGUAUAUGGGCUGGGCUUACGAAGUCGUCAUUGUCAGUGUCCAUCAGCCGUUGGUACUCUUCCGGCACGCUGCCCUCGGUGAUCAUGGCCUCCUCAUCGACGUCAUCGAGUGCAUCCUCCAGCUGCAUCAGCAGCACCGCCUCACUCGGACUCUCGCCUGGCGCAUGAUGAGACUCGACGGAAGGCGGCAUGCUCCCCGUCUCCAGGAAAUAUGCCACACUCUCGUGACCCUGCACACACGACACCACACAACGCAUAAAGACUGACAUGGAUGAUGUGUGUCUGAGCGAGUGGGGGAGUGGACACUGACCUUCCGCAUGGCAGAGUCGAGUGCAGUUUCGUUGCGGAGGCCCCUCACCUCAAUCAGCGCCUCACCUCCCGCCUCAAUCAGCCUCGCACAGAUGGCCAGGUGGUUCUUGGAUGCCGCGUUGUGCAACGGGGUCUCACCAAGGGCAUCCAGUGCCCAUACGCUUCCCCUAUCACACUGAAGGAGGGAGGGGACUUGUGGAUGUGGUGGGUCAUGUGUGUCUAUCUCACCCACCUCCACAAGAGCAUCUGCAACCUCGGCAUUCCCACAGGCAGCAGCCACGUGUAGGGGGGUCGACCAGCCGUGACGAUAGUCACCAAUCCUCGACCGACAGUCGAGAGAUGCCCCUGCCAUCGGACGCUUCACACCUCCAGCCAGAGCUUCACACCUGUUCAAACAGACAGGAGUGCGCCGGUGUCUGCUGCAGCUACCUGGAUGUAUUUGUUGGCCUGCAUCGAUUCAAUCACCUUGCGAUUAUCUGGAUGAUCUCCCGGCGACCCUUGGGUGUAGCUGCAGAGUGCAGGAGAGACCAGCCUGCAUUGUCCCGUGUGUGGAUGUCAGCGCCAGCCUCUAUGAGCAAACUGACACCAGCUGUCGACCCCUCCUCAACAGCAGCCUGACACACAGCAACGACAGUGCCACCUAUGGAUCGCCUGCGUCUGCGAUCACGUCUUUCCUUCCUCCCCACCUGCAGCGGUGUCUUGCCCUUCUUGUCUCUCGACUCCAGAUCAGCGCCCCUCCGUAUUAACAGAUCCACCACCUUCCGGCCCCUCCUCCCUGCUCGAGCAGCGAGAUGCAAGCAACUCUCGCCAGCCGCAUUGCGCAGAUUCGUCAGCGCAGGUAACCCAGAGCUCGACUGGCUUCCUUCUGUGUUGUCCAAGAGCCAUUCAACAGUCUCCAGAUGGCCCUUGGCGCAGGCAAGGUGCAGUGGUGUGUUGAGGCUCUUGUCACGCGCGAAGACGCCCGUUUGUCGCGACAGCAGCUGAGUGAGGUCGGUGCCGGUCUCCCCCCUUGCUGCCAUUUCUUGCCACGCUGCAUCGGUCCUCUCCUCGAUGUCAAUCUUGCUGAUGUGGUCAGUCAGGGCAACACAGAUCUUGGUGUGGCCAUGAAGAGCCGCCAGGUGGAGAGGCGUCGACCCUGACGCGUCGGUGAGGAUGGGAUCGGCAUUGUGGUCGAGAAGGAACCGCACCACCUCGAGAAGGCCUCGCUCACUCGCCUUGUGGAGGGCCGUCUGUCCCGUGGAAUCCGUGUCGUCGAUGGUCACAGUGAUGUCGUCGCGUAGCAGCAGCCGGCCGACAUUGACAAAUUCGUGUGCCAGGGCAUACCGCUGGAUGGCGGGCAGCUCUGUAGCGUCAGCGGCCUGACGUGUCCUUAUCCACUCUGAUAACCUGAGCAGCCACACAGCAGCAUCAAAUAGCGCCACACACAUUAAACAGGAACACACGCCCUGUGUGUAUGUGUGUGUGUGUGUGUGUGUGUGUGUGUGCGCUUCCUGACCGGUCUGCCACUGCCCGUGCCAGCGUUGGAUCCAUUGCAGCCACACGAGCGGGGUCCAGCUGCAGUUGAUGGAUAAGUGACGCCACCUUCCUCGCCUCGUCUGUCGUCAUUGCGGCCCCAUGCGAGAUGUGGAAGCCUCCCUGGUGCUCAAGAUACUCCCUGAUCCGGCUGUGGGUAUGGGGAGGCGCAUGGGCAUGCGCUGCUGCGACCACCCGGAUAGUGCGGACGCUCUUGCGGCGCCGUGUUGCGGGUGCAUGAGGCGGUAGGAAGGCAUGAGAGCUGCGGGAAGGCCCGAGGGCGUGCCGUUUUGUCCUGCUGAUGAGUGCCAUCUGGACCGCGCCGAAGCAGCUGGCAGCAUAGAAGAGAGGGAAGAUCAGCGUCAGACAACAGCGGAUCUCCAUAUAUCCAUGAAGGAAUCAACGAACAGAGAACAGACGCAGCAGAUAAGCCA
Molecule: messenger RNA, 2735 nt
Organism: Vitrella brassicaformis
Lineage: Eukaryota; Vitrellaceae
Source: the annotation of a GenBank genome assembly